UCGGGCUGCUUUGAGCUCAGACCGCGCGCGGCGAGGAUGAGGCGGACCGGAAGCGGCGUCAGGUGCGCGCUCUCUCUCGUUUAUACUCGUUUCGGUGAUCCUAAUACACACUUCUAGACUACUAGAGCACUAGUGCUGUAGGGAGCACUGGUUUUGACUGACUAGCAGCCCGAGUCAAAGUGCUGUAGGAGUGCUGUCAAACAACUGAGCGCAUGCAAAAUAAAAGUUUUUGUUUACGUAAUAUUUCUUUGUGUGCUGCGUUUAUGUAAAUGCACACACGUUCAGUAUAUAUGUAGAAAAUAUUAAUAUGUGGAACAAAGACGCUAAAAUGGUUUAGCCAUAAAAACAGUAAGCGUAAUACUGCUUUCAGUGGUUGCUGUUUCCCCCAAAAACAUUCAAAAGUGUUCUCUUUAAAUUAAUUGCGAUUUGUUUUUGUAUUUUGCCACUAUCAUAGGUUUUGCCCAUUUGUCUGUAAUAAUAAUAAUAAUAAUAAUACUAUACUACAAGACGCAAUAAAAUUGAAUAUGCGUCCUUAUUCUUCUAUAUAUUUUAAUAGUCAGAAUAAAUAUGUUGUUUGAAUAUUCACAUAAAUGUGUUGCACAAGAAUGACAUUAUUUCAACUCCAGAAACGUAGUUGAAACCUUAAAAGUUAACACUUAUAUUUAAUGCUCUUUCUCUGAACAUAAAUCCCCAUGUAUAUACAUUUAUAAUAUUAUUUUUUUAUUAUACCAUAUGCAGUAAAUUUCUAGCGAUUAUUGUCGAUUUGAUUAUAGAGUCCGCCUCUCCGUUUUAUUAAAAAAAUCCGAUCAGUCUGUGUUGUUACACGUGCUGUGUAAAAAGGAUAGUUAUAUACUUUUAUUUUGGAUGUAUUGCGAUGAAUCAUUUGACAGCACUAAUACACUCCCAGUAAAACAAGCAGCGUUGUUUUAAUCUCAGUGGAGUGAUCUGCCAGUCAAAUAUUGUGGGAGGAUUUUAAGUCCUGAAGACCACUGCCCUAGAAACCACCUAGCAACAGCCUAGCAACCAGCCCUUAGAUACCAUCAUGACACGACAUUUAGCAGCCUAAAAAAAGCACCUAGCAACCAGUGAGUACACGACUGCAGCCACCUAGCAACGCAGUACUGAACACUGAGCAGAGCUUAGCGACGCUGUGGUGUAUGUGUAGGGUGAGUGAGGUAUCUUCAGAGACAUGCCACGCCAGAGAAGAUCCCAGAGGAGAGAGACGAGUCCGGAGACGAGCAGCGGGUUGAAGCCACAGGCAGAGAAACGGAAGACGAGUCCCUACUUCAGCGGAAGGAAUGGAGCUCUCAGCGCCCCGGAGCGCAAGGCCUUCAGGAAGUGGACUCCGCCGCGCUCGCCCUUCAACCUGGUGCAGGAGACGCUGUUCCACCAGCCCUGGAAGCUUCUGGUGGCCACCAUCUUCCUGAACAAGACCAGCGGUACGCAGCAUUGCAUCGGUAAGAUGGCGAUCCCGGUGCUGUGGGAGUUCUUCGAGCGCUAUCCGAGCCCAGAGGUGACCCGGGCCAGUGACUGGAGACCUCUGUCUGACCUUCUGCAGCCGCUGGGUCUCAGCACGCUCCGAGCCAAAACACUCAUCCGCUUCUCCGAUGAGUAUCUGAGUAAAUCAUGGCGGUAUCCCAUCGAGCUCCAUGGCAUUGGAAAAUACGGGAACGAUUCCUACCGUAUCUUCUGCGUGGAGGAGUGGAGAGAGGUCACUCCAGACGACCACAAGCUCAAUGACUAUCACGCCUGGCUCUGGAAGAACCAGGAGCAAUUAGGAAUCUGACUUUAAUAAAUCGUACUGUCUGCUGAAGCAUCGGUGAAUCAGUGUCACUGCCAAUAACAUGACUUUUUCUUAUCGUUUCAUCGUGUUUCUUCAUCGGUUCAGGAAAAAAAUGUCAUGUAAAAAUAAAUCAUCUUUUGUACAUA
Messenger RNA from Puntigrus tetrazona (Sumatra barb), 1929 nucleotides. RefSeq names its product methyl-CpG binding domain protein 4 (gene mbd4). Gene Ontology annotation, biological process: DNA repair. Gene Ontology annotation, molecular function: catalytic activity; DNA binding. Lineage: Eukaryota; Metazoa; Chordata; Actinopteri; Cypriniformes; Cyprinidae. The transcript is spliced from 6 exons. Gene Ontology annotation, cellular component: nucleus. The record is from RefSeq and is a predicted model, not a curated record. Bases 1190 to 1786 code for a protein of 198 amino acids.